This is a messenger RNA of Chaetomium globosum CBS 148.51, 420 nucleotides long. RefSeq lists its product as uncharacterized. The coding region runs from base 1 to 420 and encodes 139 amino acids. Lineage: Eukaryota; Fungi; Ascomycota; Sordariomycetes; Sordariales; Chaetomiaceae. The transcript has a single exon. The record is from RefSeq and is a predicted model, not a curated record.
AUGACGAACAGAAAUCAAGUCCAGUCUGCGUGGAAGAUCAUCCCACACUUCCGCUCCGACAAUAUCCAAGCCACGGUCGACUUCUACACCCAAGUGCUCGGUUUCACGGUCGGCGGUGUCCACACGGAUGGACAGUCGGGCCAACAGACAUUCUGCUCGCUCUACGCGGGCGACAAAGCCGCGGCCAACAUAUACUUCUCCCGUGAUGUGGCGGAGUCGUCAGCGUGGAUUGCGUUAGGCACCACAGAGCUGGAUGAUUUUUAUCGAGAACUGAAGUCGCACGGGAAUGUCGAGAUUAUAGAGGAGAUCGCAGAUAAGGAGUGGGGAUAUAGACAGUUUAAAAUCAGGGACACGGACGGGAACAGGCUCACGUUCUUCAAGUUUCUGGCGGGUGGGAAUCCUGGAGUUGACGGAGAGUGA